Messenger RNA from Aquila chrysaetos chrysaetos, 2874 nucleotides. It is a transcript of the gene SLC5A5, whose product is annotated as solute carrier family 5 member 5. Gene Ontology annotation, molecular function: symporter activity. The transcript has 19 exons. Gene Ontology annotation, cellular component: membrane. The record is from RefSeq and is a predicted model, not a curated record. The coding region runs from base 115 to 2874 and encodes 919 amino acids. Gene Ontology annotation, biological process: sodium ion transport; iodide transmembrane transport. Lineage: Eukaryota; Metazoa; Chordata; Aves; Accipitriformes; Accipitridae.
GGGAGGAAAUCCCCGUGGGACGAACCUGCCCAGGGGCUGGGCGAGACAAAGCGGUGUUUGUCCCAGCGAACAAGGAAGCUGGGCCAGCCCCACGCCCGGGAGCCACGUAUUCCAAUGGCCGCGGCCGUCCCGCCAUCCCUGCCUUCACCGGGGUCAGCGGCCGGCUCCCGUCCUCGCCACGCUGCCCGCCGGCGUACGGGGUGCCGAGCCGCCGCUCGAGGCGGCCGGAGGCUGGAGGAGCUCGAGGCACGGCCAGCCCCUCGCCGCGGCACCGCUCGCCCUGCCGCCGCCUCAACGCCUGCCGAGGACGUCGCGGCAGCCUCCUCCGACCCGCCGGCUUCCCCGCGUCACCGGGGACCCCCAGGCAGCCCCCUUGCUCUCCUUCUCCUCGCCUCGGCACCGGGUCCUCGCCGGUCCGCGGGCAGCUGCCUGCAAACAAGCGGCUUUUUUUUUCUGGCCGCGUCCUUCGGGUGCCGGUGCUUCCCUGGAGCCGCGGAGCCGGUGCCCAGUGCGCUACGGAGCAGCUGGACCGGGCACUGCCGCUCUCCUCUCCCUGUAUGCUCCGAACCAGGAGUUUCGCCACCCUCGGACGCGCCGGUGCCACCGUGCUCUGGCCUAGCCGUGCGUGCCGCGUCCCCGUGCCGUGUCCCCAUCCACCCGCAGGUGCCCAGCCAGGGGUUCCCCCCCCCCGCAGCCGCCACGCUGGCCCCGGCAGGGAGCCUGGAGGUGUGGGUGCCGGAGCGGCUCACCUUCAGCCUCUGGGACUACGGGGUCUUCGGGCUGAUGCUGCUGAUCUCCACCGGCAUCGGGCUCUUCCACGGCCUCGUCAAAGGCGGCCAGAAGACCUCGGAGGAUUUUUUCACGGGGGGACGACGGAUGUCGGCGCUGCCCGUGGGGCUCUCGCUCUCGGCCAGCUUCAUGUCGGCCAUCCAGGUGCUGGGGGUGCCGGCGGAGGCUUACCGGUACGGAGCCAAAUUCCUCUGGAUGUGCCUGGGGCAGCUGCUCAACACGCUGCUCACCGCCCAGUUCUUCCUCCCCGUCUUCUACCGCCUGGGGCUCACCAGCACCUAUGAGUACCUGGAGCGGCGGUUCAGCCGGAGCGUCCGGCUGUGCGGGACCCUGCAGUACGUGGUGGCCACGAUGCUGUACACGGGGAUCGUCAUCUAUGCCCCAGCCCUGAUCCUAAACCAAGUGACCGGUCUGGACAUCUGGGCAUCCCUGCUCUCCACUGGAGUCAUCUGCACCUUCUACACCACCAUAGGCGGGAUGAAGGCUGUCAUCUGGACGGACGUCUUCCAGGUCUUCGUGAUGCUCUCCGGCUUCAUCGCCAUCAUCAUCCGGGGGGUGCUGCUGGUGGGGGGUCCCGCCAGGGUGCUGGGCAUCGCCACCAACGGCUCCAGGGUGAACUUUGGCGACUUCAACCCAGACCCGCGGAGCCGGUACACGGUCUGGACCUUCGUGCUGGGCGGCACGCUGGUCUGGCUCUCCAUGUACGGCGUCAACCAGGCUCAGGUCCAGCGCUACGUGGCCUGCAGGACCGAGAGGGAGGCCAGGAUGGCGCUGCUGGUGAAUCAAGUGGGGCUCUUCUGCAUCGUCUCCAGCGCGGUGGCCUGUGGCCUUGUGAUGUUUGCGCUGUACAAGGACUGCGAUCCCCUCCUUGCUGGCUACAUCUCGGCCCCUGACCAGUACAUGCCCUACCUGGUCCUUGACAUCUUCAAGACAUCCCCGGGGGUGCCGGGGCUUUUCCUGGCCUGUGCCUACAGCGGGACCCUCAGCACGGCCUCCACCAGCAUCAAUGCCAUGGCGGCCGUCACCGUCGAGGACCUCGUCAAGCCCAGGCUGCCCACGCUGUCACCGCGGAGGCUGACCCUCAUCUCCAAGGGGCUGUCGCUCAUCUACGGCACCUCGUGCAUCACGGUGGCGGCUCUGGCCUCGCUGCUGGGCGGCGGCGUGCUGCAGGGCUCCUUCACCGUCAUGGGGGUGAUCAGCGGCCCGCUGCUGGGGGCCUUCGUCCUGGGCAUGUUCCUGCCGAUGUGCAGCACGGCCGGCGUGCUGGGGGGCCUGGCCACCGGCUUCGCCCUCUCCUUCUGGGUGGCCGUGGGGGGCACCCUCUACCCCCCCAGCGUGGCCACCAUGGGGGUGCUGCCCGCCUCCGGAGCCCUCUGCCCGCUCUACAACCGCACCGCCGGCACCAACCGCACCGUCCUCCUGGGACCCCUGCCCCCCCGCGAGGAGCCCCCAGCCCCGGCACGGCCGGCCAUCGUGGGCGAUUUCUACGCCAUCUCCUACCUGUACUACGGGGCGCUGGGGACCCUCACCACGGUGGUGGUGGGGGUCCUGCUCAGCUCCCUGCCAGGGCCGACCAAGCGGACGCGGCUGCCGCCGGGCAUGCUGUGGUGGGACAUCGCAAAGCAGACGUCCUCGGUGUCCCCCAUGGGCACCAAGACCCCCAGGAAGGAGCCCCUGGGCAAAGUGGAAGCCCCCCAAGCCCUGCUGGCGAGGCUGGAUGGGGAGGGCGGCCCCCCCCCGGGGUCCCCCCGAGCCCGGCACUGCCACCGACCUGCUGCUGCAGGAGACCCACGUGUAGGGUGCUGGGGUGACAACGCCCCCAUCGUUAAGCCCCGCCCACCCAGGUGCCAGCGGGCCACACCCUCCGAAGCCCCGCCCUCCCAGGGAAGGUGGCGGUGGCGGCGUGCUUGCUCUCCCCCGGCCUUCCCUCCGCGUUGCGGCCGCUACCGCGGACCGGGGCUGCCGUUCGGCCCGCCGCUGUCGUUCGGUCCGCCGCUCCCCGCCGCUGGGCCUGGCGCCGUGGCGUGGGCCGAGCAGGCCUUGCCCUCGACCAAGAUGGCGGCGGGGGGGGGAUGCGUUCCCUGA